CUGGGGGCGGGGUCUGAGCUCCAUCCAGUUUGAACCUCUAUCAACUGGCCUCCGUAGCAAAGCACACAGCGUCGACAACAACAACAACAACGUGAAACGAAUUAUUUCUAUCUGACCGGUUAAAUCAGUCGUGCCACCAUGGUGAAAGGGGACGUUAAUAAACCCAAGGGCAAGACGUCAGCCUACGCCUUCUUCGUCCAGACCUGCCGGGAGGAGCAGAAGAUUAAACAACCCGACCAGUCGGUCAACUUCGCCGAGUUCUCCAAGCAGUGUUCUGAGAGAUGGAGGGCUUCCACUGCGAUUGACAAGCGUCGUUUUGAGGACAUGGCGAAGAACGACAAGGUGCGUUAUGAGAGGGACAUGAGGGGGUACGUCCCCCCCAAGGGGAUGGCCAAGAGUGGUAGGAGGAAGAAGGACCCCAACGCUCCCAAACGACCCCCGUCUGCCUUUUUUGUGUUCUCAGCAGAGUUCCGUCCGACGGUCAAACAGGAGUUCCCAGGCUGUUCUAUAGGAGAGACAGCUAAGAAGCUGGGGAUCAUGUGGGGUCAACAGACUCCAACCCAGAAACAGCCGUUUGAAGAGAAGGCUCUCCGACUGAGGGAGAAAUACGACAAGGUACUCUACGUUACUACGGAUAUGGCUGCAUACCGCUCUGGUGCGAACGUUAAGCGGGUGCCGAUGCGACCCGGUCCCGGUGGCUCGUCCAAUAUGAUGCCCCACGCCAUGGCUGGUGGCGACGAUGAUGAUGACGACGACCUGGAGGACGAUGAUGACGAAGAUGACGACGAUGAUGAGUAAAGUGUUAGCGUAGUGUUCGUGCCUGUUGGAUUGGUGCGUUCGAUUUAGCGCUCGCCUAGUGGGCGGAGUUUGCGCAUUUUGAGACCAUUCCAUUGGUCCUAAAGUGGAAACUCCGCCCUCCCAGGGUCGCGGCGAGGUAAAACGGACGAACCCAGUUCCACCGGAAUCCUAACGGGCCAGAGGAGGAAUCUGAUUGGCUGAAAGUUAUGUGUGCCUGUCAGUGACCCUGCAGGGUUGAGGGCUGACCAGAGGUCAAAGGUUAGUUAGGUCAGGGGUUAGUUAGAGCUGGACUGGACCAGACACGACCUAAAGGGGACUCAUAAUAUCACCGUGUAACUGAAUAGUCGUCAUCGCAAACAUCUGUAACCCUGGAAACAGUUGCUGUGGGCCAACAUGUCCAAUAGCAGACCUCUGUUGGGGUUGGAUAAGAGCUGAAUGUUGUGGGUGUCUUCAUUCGGUGUUGCUGUUUGUAGAAGGUUGUUGUUGUUCCCAGGGUUGUGUGUGGUCCUAGUGGUGUUCAGGCUCUACAAUAUUAUCACGUGUCGUAACAGAGCUGUGUGACGCUACAGACUCUUUUAAAAUAUACACUUUAUUUUUUUGUUUUUAAUUUUCUUUUUUAAUGGAAAAAUGUGUCCUGAAACAAUAUGUAGAAAUUGACUUUUAUAAUAAAAAAAAUUAUGAUUCUGAAAA
Molecule: messenger RNA, 1488 nt
Organism: Oncorhynchus tshawytscha (Chinook salmon)
Lineage: Eukaryota; Metazoa; Chordata; Actinopteri; Salmoniformes; Salmonidae
Product: high mobility group protein B2-like
Exons: 6
Coding region: 139-798 (219 amino acids)
Biological process (GO): regulation of transcription by RNA polymerase II
Molecular function (GO): DNA binding, bending
Source: RefSeq, a predicted model, not a curated record